Messenger RNA from Prorocentrum cordatum, 804 nucleotides. Lineage: Eukaryota; Dinophyceae; Prorocentrales; Prorocentraceae. The record is from the annotation of a GenBank genome assembly.
AUGGCCGUGGGGGCGCCUACUGUGGUGGAUUCGGAGCACCUCGCGCCCAGCCUGGAGCCGCCACCCGUCGACGCGGCCGGCCGCCCAGAGAGCAUCCGGGCCGUCGUCGUGGUGAAGGACCCGCGCAUAACCGUCCUGCCGCACUUCGUGAGCCCUCAGGAGUGCGAGCACCUCCUGUCCCUGGCGGAGGGCUAUUGGAUACCUUCCUUGGUCGGCGAGGCCACGCGGACUUCGCAGGAGGACUACAAGACAGGCAACCUGGAGAACGCGCUGUCGACCACCAGGACCUCCUGGUCGUGCAUGCUGAGGUACGCGCAGACCGCCGUCGUGGAGCGGCUCGAGCACCGCUUGGCCGCCGUGGCGGGCCUGCCGCUGCAGCAGCUCGAGCGGAUGAACAUGGUCCGCUACGCGCCCGGCGAGCUUUUUGACGAGCACCACGACGGCGAGUUCCGGCCGAUCACGAUCUUCGUCUACCUGAACGACCUCCCGGAGGGUGACGAGGCCGGAGACACCUUCUUCCCAAACUUAGGCCUCAGCUUCAAGCCGCGCCGUGGCACCGCAGUGAUGUGGUCCAACGUGCUGGACGGCCAGGAGGACAGCCGCCUCCUCCACGCCGGGCGUGCGCCGUCUCUGGGCGUGAAGUACGGGGUGAACUGCUUCUUCAACGUGCGCGACAUGCGGCUCAUGACCCCAGUCGGGCCAGAGUAUGCGCUUCAGGACGCCGCCACGGUCGCCGUGGCGGAGCUCGGCGCGGGCAGCGGCGGGCCGGAGGCCCUGCGGGGGGGAACGAGGCCGUCGCCACUG